This is a messenger RNA of Tetrapisispora phaffii CBS 4417, 957 nucleotides long. Its product is annotated as 40S ribosomal protein RACK1. Gene Ontology annotation, molecular function: protein kinase C binding; ribosome binding; translation regulator activity. Gene Ontology annotation, biological process: rescue of stalled cytosolic ribosome; positive regulation of protein phosphorylation. The coding region runs from base 1 to 957 and encodes 318 amino acids. Gene Ontology annotation, cellular component: cytosol; nucleus. NCBI's taxonomy places the organism in Eukaryota, Fungi, Ascomycota, Saccharomycetes, Saccharomycetales, Saccharomycetaceae. The transcript is spliced from 2 exons. The record is from RefSeq and is a predicted model, not a curated record.
AUGUCCACUGAAGUUUUAGUUUUAAGAGGUACCUUAGAAGGUCACAACGGUUGGGUCACUUCCCUAGCCACCUCCGCUGGUCAACCAAACUUAUUGGUCUCUGCUUCCAGAGAUAAGACUUUGAUCUCCUGGAAGUUAACUGGUGAUGACCAACAAUACGGUGUCCCAGUCAGAUCUUUCAAGGGUCACAACCACAUCGUUCAAGACUGUGCUUUAACUGCUGACGGUGCUUAUGCUCUAUCUGCUUCUUGGGAUAAGACUUUAAGAUUAUGGAACGUUGCCACUGGUGAAACUUAUCAAAGAUUCACCGGUCACAAGUCCGAUGUUAUGUCUGUUGCCAUUGACAGAAAGGCUUCCAUGAUCAUUUCUGGUUCCAGAGAUAAGACAAUCAAAGUCUGGUCCAUCAAGGGUGACUGUUUAGCCACUUUAUUAGGUCACAACGACUGGGUUUCCCAAGUCAGAGUUGCUCCAAAUGAGAAGCAAGAAGAUGACAAUGUCACUUUGAUCUCUGCUGGUUCCGACAAAAUGGUUAAGGCCUGGAACAUCAACCAAUUCCAAAUCGAAGCUGAUUUCGUUGGUCACAACAACUACAUCAACUCUAUCACUGCUUCUCCAGACGGAAGUUUAGUUGCUUCUGCUGGUAAGGAUGGUGACAUCAUGUUAUGGAACUUAAAGCAAAAGACUCCAUUAUACACCUUGAGUGCUCAAGAUGAAGUUUUCGCUUUAGCUUUCUCUCCAAACAGAUACUGGUUAACUGCUGCCACUGCUACUGGUAUUAAGGUCUACUCUCUAGAAGACGAGGUCUUAAUCGACGAAUUGAAGCCAGAAUUCACUGGUUACAAUAAGGCUGCUGAACCACAUGCUGUCUCUUUAACCUGGUCUGCUGAUGGUCAGACCUUAUUCGCUGGUUACACUGACAGCAUCAUCAGAGUCUGGCAAGUCAUGACCUCUAACUAA